AUGCAGUUCACCGUCGCCAUGGCCGCCCUCUUCGCCAGCGUCGCCCUCGCGGCCCCGGUUGUCGAGGAGCGCCAGGCCGUCUACAUCCCCUGCUCCGGUCUCUACGGCACCUCGCAGUGCUGCGCGACCGACGUUCUCGGCAUCGCAGACCUCGACUGUGGCAACCCGCCCGAGGCGCCCACCUCUGGUGAUGAGUUCAGCUCCAUCUGCUCCGCCAUUGGCCAGCGUGCCCGCUGCUGCGUCCUGCCUAUUCUGGACCAGGGCAUCCUCUGCAACACCCCCACCGGUGUUACGGACUAA
Molecule: messenger RNA, 300 nt
Organism: Colletotrichum spaethianum
Lineage: Eukaryota; Fungi; Ascomycota; Sordariomycetes; Glomerellales; Glomerellaceae
Product: cryparin
Exons: 2
Coding region: 1-300 (99 amino acids)
Cellular component (GO): extracellular region
Source: RefSeq, a predicted model, not a curated record